Messenger RNA from Parasteatoda tepidariorum (common house spider), 3611 nucleotides. Lineage: Eukaryota; Metazoa; Arthropoda; Arachnida; Araneae; Theridiidae. The record is from RefSeq and is a predicted model, not a curated record.
AGGGUUUUACGUUAGCCAUUCUGCCAUAAUCUUUUAGAGAAUACACCUGGUAGCGCUUUGGUUUUCAGAGAGGAAAGUAUGGGGAAAGUAAACGGACACUAUUUUCGCAAUGUGCUGGAUAAUAACAGAGUCGUUGAUAUUUCCAAUAAAAAUGCCAGAAGAAUGUUUGCUUUUGAAGAUGAAAAAAAACUAGAAAAUUCAUCAGCGAAUUCACGCGAAGAAAUUCACACUUUGAAGGUGAGCGCAGUCGGUAGUUUUCCUCAAAACUACGAUACUCGCUUACGUCGAAUCAGUCAAGAAAAAUCUACUAAAAACGACGAAACGGAAGAGGCCGAUCUGAAGAGCUUGACGACGACAUUCUUCAAGAAAUCUUCGAUAUACGCUUUGAAUCAGAUCGGAAACUCCCGCACCACCAGAAGGAAAGUAUUCUGGGCGCUGAUCUUGAUCGGUGGUCUGAUCGGUUGCGGUUCUCAAAUAUAUCGAUAUCUCUCGGCUUAUUACUUGUACCCAGUGGUGGUGAACAUCGAUUCGAAAAGCGUUUUCAAUCAACACUUCCCGGCGGUGACGGUGUGCAAUUUGAACAACGUUCGCAGGCAAUAUCAACCCUGCCUGUGGCAAAAACUGAACUAUAAAGAGUGCAACAUCACUUUGUUUGACGAGGAAUUCGGUCCUGAGUUUACGGAACAGAUGGAACUACCGCCGUGCCUCGACGAUCGCAACAUACGACUGGCAGAUGAAAUUAAACACCAGAUCAAGUUCACCAAUUUGUAUUCUUCUGUCGAUGGCGAGAGCAGGAUGCAUUACGGACACCAACCCGAAGACAUGAUUAAAUCCUGCUCCUUCAACGGGGAGGAAUGUUCUUACCGACAGUUUACCAUUCAUUCGGACGACGUGUUCGGGAAUUGUUAUUCGUUCAACCAGGUAUCAGGCGAUAAAGAGCCCCGUAGAACAGCCUUCGUGGGGCCGAAUUCCGGCCUCACCUUGGAAAUGGACGUCCAGAGUGCUGACUACUCGUGGCUAACUAGAUCUGUGGGUGCCAGAAUUGUCAUACACGAUCCCUACCAGGAGCCAUUCCCUCAAGAACAGGGCAUCAACGUCGCGCCAGGUUUCGAAACCAUUCUCGGACUCUCCAAAUCAUCCAUGGUCAGACUGCCCGACCCUUACAAGGACCACUGCAAAGCUUACGAGAGGAACAACAGUCAGAAACAGUGCAAUAUGGCGUGUUUCGAGGAACGGAUAGCGGAACAUUGCUCUUGCUACGUGAAGAGGAAGACGAACGAAACGGACAGAUACUGCGACUUCACGAACGGAGCGGAUUUCUGCUGCGUUCACGACGCUAAAGUGGAAGAGGGUGGAUCGUGCUCGUGUCCACUGGAAUGCGAAUCGUCGCACUACAACGUGAAGAUUUCCAGCGCCAUCUGGCCGCUGACGAGCAAGAAUGUCGGUUCGGAUCUGCCGAUUGAGGAGAUACGCGAGAACAUGCUUAAAGUGAAAGUUUAUUUCGACACGUUGGAGCAGCUCAUCUAUCAGCAGAAGGCCAUGUUCGACGAUGCGGAGGUUUUGAGCCAGAUUGGCGGACAAAUGGGAUUGUGGCUGGGCCUUUCGCUGGCUGCAAUGUUCGAAUGCGUCGAGAAUGUUGUCCUCCUAUGGUACUACAAGAAUAAGUAUGAUCAUUCCGAAAUCAUUGAUUACCCGGAUGACGUUGACAUUUUAAACGACAUGAUGAGGACUGAUUCGUGCUUGAAAAUGCUUGAAAAUUCGUCCAUUCCGGCACUUUCGAGAAUCGGACAAUCGAAAACGGCGAAGAAGAGGCUUUUUUGGAUUUUCAUUUUCGUGGCCUGUUUGUGCGGCGGCUGUUACGAAACCUAUAGCUUCUUGCACCUUUACUUUCAAUAUCCGGUGCUCAUAGACAUCGGGGUGGUGCAGCAGGAGAGAGGCACUCAAUUCCCAGCCGUCACCGUCUGCAAUCUCAACAAUGUCAUGUCCUAUCACGCUCAGUGCGUGUUCGAAAAUACACGCUGGCAGAACUGCAAAAGUGUUAAAUACAGACGACCCGGUCACCGCCUACUCAACACACUCAGGAGAAAGUACAGAAAUUGGUGGAAGCAACUCAGUGAAGACGAUUCACAAAAAACUCAACAUUUCGUGAAAAAUUAUCUCAGCUUGGACAGCGAGAAUCGAGGACGUUACGGUCACCGCCUCGAAGACACCCUUCGGAAAUGCACCUUCCAAUCGAAAGCGUGUGACGAAUCGCAUUUCACCCCCCAUGUCUCAUUGCAAUUCGGAAAUUGCUUUACCUUUAAAACUGACGAGAACGAUCCUCUCCUCGGAGGGGGGCUGGAGCUUCAUUUAAAUGUUCAAGAGCAAGAUUAUGUACCCUUCACCGCUGAAACAGGAUUCCGAGUGACGAUUCAUGACCCGGAGGACGAUCCCAAUCCUGAGGAAACAGGGUUCAAUGUCAGUCCUGGCUCUGAAGCACUGGUUAGGCUGGUGAAAAGUACACUGUACAGAUUGCCAUCCCCGUACAGGGAUCAUUGCAAGGAUUAUCAGGACGAACUUAACAGUCCAAACGAUAAAAUUUUCAGAAAACUUAGCGAAACAGGAAUGAUUGACCAGAGCAGCCAAGAAGACCCGAGAGAAAACUUCAAAACUAAAUAUCUUGUGGAUAAUUAUUUCACGAUGACCAGGAGUAACGAAAAUGUGACAAAGAACAGUAAUCAGUUUUCUGUGAAUAAUCUCAGGAUUAUCUGUAAUCAGUUAGAGAAAAACAGCACGACUGCAGAAAAAUACAACAGGAUGAGUCAUCAGGGUUCAAAUCAUAUUCUAAACGACAGUAUUAUUAAACUGAAAGAAGACGAUAAUAGAGACAACGAAGCUUUCAGCCCGAUGCAUCUCGUGGAAAACAACGUGAAAGCAAGCAGCCAGACAGACUGCAUACGUGAAUGUAUGUUAAAAUACAGUUUGAAAAAGUGUUCUUGCGUGGAUCCCUUCCUGCCACAUACUGGAUUUCCGCCUUGUGAAUUGAAAAACGAAACGCAAAUGACCUGCUUGGAUAAUUCAGUGGAUGACUUAGAAAAGAGUGGUUUGCCCUGUGAUUGUCCAUUGCCUUGUUUAAGUACCUGGUACAAUCACAAAGUCUUUUCAUCUAGAUUGUAUUCCAGUGGAUGGCAACAGCCGUCUCUGUUGAGCUCUGAGGAUUUUGAAUCGUUUCUGAAUUUCUCUGGAAAGAAACGGGGAAGUUCCUCCGUGGACGAUCGAGUGAUACUUCGAGUGUCUUUUCAGAGUCAUGAUCACGUGAUCUAUAAACAGAGAGCAAUGUUUUCCGAUUCUGAAUUAUUCGCACAUGUCGGAGGAAGUUUGAGCUUGUGGUUGGGACUUUCCCUGGUUUCUUUAGUGGAAUUCGUAGAUCGUUUUAUUCUAGUGUGUAAACUGCGCACGAGUAAGAGACGCCAUAAUUAUAUUUGAAUAUAUGAACGGUUUGCAAUAAUUUAAACUUUAAUCUGAAUCAUACCCACCACAGUGAAAAUAAGAAUAUAGUAUAAAGAAGGAAAUUGUUCGAUUUUGAUUAUAUUCAUGAUUAAAUAAUACUGGUAAAUAAUACUUGCUUGAUU